CGGAAGGAUAUGUCCAACCCUAAAAUAAAUCAGAAAUUUCGAAAUAAGUGGGUUUGGAGAGCCAGUACUGGGGUUGUCACUACACACGAGUGAGUGGUGAGUCCAGCCAUGGAGGGGGGCAGCUUUGCGCGUUGGACGAUGCUACAAGUGUUGAUGGCGUGUCUUACUGUGCUUCAUGUCCAGGGCCUGACGGUGGACAUGGCGGUACUGAACGCCUUCCCGGCGGUAGACCCACAGGACAGAGACACAUACAUCUACUGUUACUCCAUGGGUGACAUCAUCCAGCAGAAGCAGCCGGCGGGGGCAGGGAAGUACCCCCUGCGGGUGGAGCUGGACACGGGCUCCGGGAAAAAGGUCACGGACAAACGGGUCACCUACAUGAUCCCGCCCAACGGUGUUGCCGUCAGGAUGUUGGCGACCGCUGGGUACGCUCAGGUUGGCGCCUUCUCCUGUAAAGCUCGGAUGAAAAAUGGCGGAGACAAAAGAGUGUCCAAGAUCAUCACCCUCAAGGUCAACAGGAAAGCGCACUUCUUCCCCGUGGAGUUCACCAAGACCAUGAACCUGGGGGAGGAUGUGACGUUACAGAUGACCAUGCGCAGCCGGAAACCAGACGUGGCCAUCUCGUGGAAAAAGGAUGGCAAGCCCGUCAGCAACCCCGUCAAUGACAGACCUGAGUUAACUAUCCGCCAAGCGAAGAAGUCGGACACUGGAAUAUACGAGGUGUUUUACUUCGGUUACUACCCGACUCGGCAACAGGGCAUCAUGAGGCUCAUUGUUAGAGGUUGUCCGGCGGGAAAGUGGGGUGAAAAUUGCGAGAAGAACUGUCCUUUGUGCUACAACGGUGGUCAGUGUGAUCACAUGACUGGGGAGUGCGUCUGCGCACCCGGGUUCAACGGUACCAACUGCGACAGGGGUUGUGGCGGGAACCAUUUCGGACAGACUUGCAACUUCCGUUGUAACUCUAUGGGUUCGAUAGACGGUUGCCGAGGCCGUAUGCUCUGUGUACCCGACCCUGUGGGUUGUGUCUGUCCAUCUGGAUUCAAAGGACCUCUUUGUUUGCAAAUGUGCGAGGAAGGAUCUUACGGAGCGGGGUGUUCCCAGUCCUGUCACUGUCUCCAUGGCAACAGCGUCUGUGACAGAUACACGGGCGCAUGCGCCGGAGGCUGUGCCCCAGGAUGGCAGGGACCGUCAUGUCAGAAAGAAUGUGAUAAUGGGCGGUUCGGGAUGUUCUGUAAGAGAUCGUGUCACUGCGCGGCGGGGGAGGCGGCGUGCCACAAGAAGACUGGCGCCUGCAGUACCGGCUGCGCCGCUGGGUGGAGAGGCGUGGACUGCCAGAAAGAGUGUGACGAUAAAACAUUUGGUCCUGGCUGUGAGAAGCAGUGUCACUGUAAGGACGGUGUGCAGUGUGACCGGAAGUCAGGACUGUGCCCUGCCGGAUGUGCGUCAGGAUGGUAUGGCCUGAGUUGUCAGGACACCGACCCACCAGGGACGGCAGCUAGAAAAGAAAGUUUCCCCGUGUCUGUAGACUGUGUGGAGGGGACGUUCGGGGAGAACUGUGAGCUGCCGUGCCGCUGCCGUGGCGGGGAGCCGUGUAACCAGAGAACGGGCGCCUGUCCGACAGGAUGUGGGGAUGGAUGGACGGGAUCCUCCUGUCAGCAAGAAUGUUCGGACGGCACGUAUGGCCCCGACUGUAAGUACCAGUGCCACUGUGACCAAGGCGCGCCGUGUGACAAGAGGUAUGGCAUCUGUAGGAGAGGCUGUGCACCCGGCUGGAGGGGGGUCGCCUGUAGUAAAGAGUGUCGUGACGGGAAGUACGGUGCCGGGUGCAGCUCGGAGUGCCACUGUCUGGGCGGGCCGGAGGACUGUGACAAGGUGACCGGGGAAUGUACGGGCGGCUGUGCGGCGGGAUGGGAGGGACCGGAGUGUCAAAGAGAGUGUACAGAAGGAAAGUUCGGCCCAGGCUGUAAGGAUGUGUGCCACUGCCGCCAUGAUGUGCCGUGUGACAUGUACACUGGGAAGUGUGAGGAGGGAUGUGCACCGGGGUGGGCGGGGGACGACUGUCAAACAGCGUGCCCAGCCGGAAAGUUUGGUGAGGACUGUUUGAACGACUGCCACUGUCUGGACGGCAACACCUUCUGCAGUCGGUUCAACGGGACAUGUCUACGGGGCUGCCAAGCUGGCUGGCAGGGGUACAACUGUCAGAAGAAGUGUCCUCUGGGAAACUUUGGGCUAGAGUGUAAGGGGACGUGUCACUGUGACCAGGGGCUGUGUGACAGAAUCACGGGGGCAUGCGCCAGUGGGUGCGCGGAGGGAUGGAUGGGCAAGGCCUGUCAACAAGAGUGUCCACCAGGACGAUUUGGUACCAGUUGUAAAGGAACAUGUCAUUGUAACGGGACGUGUGACAUCCGGACAGGGGCCUGUGAUGGAGAAUGUGCUCUAGGAUGGGAAGGACCCAUCUGUCAAAAACCAUGUGACGUGGGUAGAUAUGGCCUGAACUGUACCCAGACGUGUCUGUGCUCUAAUAACGACGUGGCGUGUGAUCGUGCGACUGGACCUACCAAGGACUGCGCCUGCAGGGAGGGAUUUUUUGGCCCGGACUGUUCCGAAAAAGCUGAAGGCCCAGAAAUCACGUCCUUCAGCUACACCCGAGUCAACCUGGGACAGCUGACUAAUUUCUCCUGCAGUGCCAGAGGACACCCCCCUCCCAGCCAGGAUGACAUCAGAAUGUUCCUUGUGAACCAUGUCCCAGGACUGCCUGUGGUAGCAACACAUGUGGGAGAGAAUGGCACCCGAACAAACUUCUUUCAGGCUCCAGUUGAGAAAGGAGAGGUGUUUGAAUGUGUGGUGAAAACUGAAGUUGGAGAGAGCAGAAGAAAUCUUACGGCAGAUGUAUUUGAGCCUCCAUAUUUGAAGUUCCAGCCCUUGGUGAUCCCAGGCAUCAUGACAUUCAGCUUGCGAUGGCGUGCCUGGGUGGAGGGUUUCGACAGUGGAGACGGACCUGUCACCUCCUACUCCAUAUGGCAUCGUCCUGAUGGUGAGGAAGAAUGGACCGUGCAGCCGGUCAACUUUUCUCCAGAACAGGAGGAGUUCAAUGAGACGAUAGAGGGGCUAGCUCCAGGGAGGACCUACGAUAUUGCAGUGAUGCUGUCCAGGGAGGGGCCUGGUGGUCAGGAGAAGGCCCCACUGAAGGUUGUAAGACAAGAAACAAGAUGUGGGGCACCCCUUGAGCCGCCAAAGGAUGUCAGAGUCCAGAUACAUGGGCCUCGUCACAUAAUCGUCAACUGGGACGUUCCUGAGGUGGAGGUGAUCCGAUGUUGGUACUACGGCUUCCGUGUCCACCACAAGAAGGCAAGUGAGUUACUGGAUAAGGUGUCCGUCUCUCCCAACCAGACAAGCACCACCAGACAGUACAACCUGUUUGUCUCACCUGCCACAACUUACCUGGUCAAGGUGGAGCUGUGGAACUUGGUGGGCUCCAACCAAUCACCUUACUAUGAAGUCAAGACACCUGAUGAUGUUCCAGGCCCUGUCAGAGGGUUUAAGGUUCUCCGCUUCAGCAGUAAUGAAGUGGAGGUGAGAUGGGAGGAACCGACAGCAAAGAAUGGACUCCUGGUUGGCUAUCAGAUCACGCAGAAGCUGAAGAGACGUAACCGACGGAGUCCUGGUAACACCUGUGCAAUCCCAGUGCCAGGAAACGCUACUGAGACUUGGAGAGUCACUCCAAAUGUCACCAACUUCAUGUUUGAAGGGCUGCUGCCCCAUUCGCUGUACAGGCUGUCAGUGCAAGCUAUCACAAGGGCAGGUCCCGGUCAAGAAGUAGCCAUCGAGCAGACAACGGCCCAAGGAGCUCCGAGUGGUUCCAUAAAAAACCUUCAGGUCGUCAGUUUCCAACCCAAGGCCAUGCAGAUCAGCUGGGACCCCCCGGCAUGUGAGAGCCGCAACGGCAACAUCACACACUAUGAGGUCCACAGUGAGGAGGUGAAUUCUACAUCUCCUCGGCCAGGGUCAGAAACUGCUAACGUGUCCACAACAGACAUAUGGCUGUAUAAGCUGGUGCCAUACACAACAUAUCGUCUGCGUGUACGGGCCUACACUAGGGCAGGGCCGGGACCGUGGUCUACCCAGCUACUACAGAGAACAAGGGAGUUCCGCCCAGAGGCACCACGUGAUUUCCAAGUAGACUCUGUAUCCCCUACGUCUAUCUCCCUGUCCUGGCGUGAACCCUGGCCUCCAGGUGGCAUCAUAACCCAAUAUGAAAUCAUAUUCUGGAAAACCAUGGAUGAGUUUGGUGCACCAUCCCCACUGAACAACAGGACAGUGUUGGUUAACGAGACCUAUGGUCCAGAUGAUGUCAUUCAGUAUGAAAUCGACGGCCUGUCAACCAAUGUCAACUACACAGUUAAUAUCAAGGCUUUUAAUGGAGUUGGAAUGAGCCCCAAUGCCAGAGUAACAGCGUUUACUGAUGAAAGUGCUCCGGGCCCUGUCACAAACCUAACAGCUAUGGAAGUCACCACCAACACAAUUGUUGUGCGCUGGGAGAAGCCUCUACUUAACCCAGACAAAGUAUCCGCUUAUGAAGUCACAUAUCAGAGCAAGACAAAAGGAGCCUGUCCACUCUCUGUCUCCUUUGUUACAAUAUACAGAAUACCAAAUGCCAGUGUUACUGAAUACAAGAUGUCAGGACUGACUCCCUACACUCUGUAUGGAAUAUCAGUCCGGUCAAGAACAAAGGCUGGCUUCAGUGAAGUCACUGAGAUUGAAACCAGGACAGGAGAAACUGUUCCAACAGGACCACCAACAAAUAUCUUGCACAGCCAGGUGACACCAACAUCAGUGUUCUUCACCUUUCUACCACCACUAUGUGAUGAGAAGAAUGGUGAGAUCACCAUGUAUGAGUACGUGUUGGUACGACAGAACGCUACGUCAAUCUCAGAGUGGCUACUGGGAAACACCUCCGCAACAACCUACGCGCAGAAGUUUACCGGCUUGAUUCCAUUUACUGACUACUACUUUCGAGUCCGAGGCUUCACCAGUGCAGGACCUGGUCCAUUUUCAGAUGCUGUGAGUGUCCGAACAGCAGAAGACAAACCACCUGCUCCACAAGAUCUACGUGUUGUCACCUCUGCCACAACUGCGACCGUCACAUGGACCGCUCCCUCCCCAUCACAUGGGAUCAUCCUACGUUACGCAAUAGAGAUCCAGGAAGAUGGCGAGUCUCUCAACACAUCCAAGAUCAUUCGGGCGGCCGACAGGAAGAACAGGCUGGUUAUACGUGACCUUGCCCCCUUCACAAACUAUUCAAUUCGGGUACGAGCCGCAACUGCAGUUGGAAAAGGGCCAUUCAGCACUUCAGUCACAGCACUGACUGAUGAGGGAGUUUCUGGAAUGCCUGAUGCCCUAACUGUGACAACCACAAAGAACAGCAUUGUGGUCCAAUGGAAGCCUCCUCUACAGCCUAAUGGAGUCAUUCAGGGAUACAAAGUCAGUUGCAAGGGGCUCGCCUCUCACGACCCAGACUAUGACCCAGCUAAGGAUGUCUAUCCUGUAGAAAAGCUGGCAUCAGAGUUUCACCAUGUCUUUGAGGGCCUUUAUUCUGGCACAGACUACACCAUAACUAUCCGAGCAAGAACAAAGAAGGGUUAUGGUGACACAGCUUCCAAAAACUGCAGUACCACCAUAGCAGAGCCUCCAACGCCAGAGGCACCACUUCCAGUAGGAGAGGCAAAGGACAACACAGUUUCCCUGGAACUCAAACCUGUACUUCCAAAGAAUGGACCAAUCAGUGCCUACUAUGUGGUUGUCCAAGGCAACAACCAGCUGAGAUUUCUGGACAACCGGGAUGAAAUGCUGGACUAUCACGAGGCAUCUCACAAGGGGAAACCCUUCUACAUCACUGCCAUGUUUACACCAGAUCAGGUCCAAGAGAAAAAGAAUUUUGUUGUUGGUGACAACAAGACCUACGGUGGCUACUGGAAUGCACCACUGGUGGAAGGGGAGAAGUAUUCAUUUAUAUACGGAGUGGCAAGUGAACUGAAUGGGGAGAAGCUGAUGUCUUUCUCAGAAUCUCAACGUCCAAUCAUAGUGUCUCCUGACCCAAAUCCUGGUCCUACUGUACAGAAGGCUGCUGACAACUCUUCACUGAUGGUAGCCAUUUUUGUGGCUGUCCUGCUUCUACUCCUACUCUUCUUCAUGAUAUUACUUGCCGUAUAUGUGACAAGGCGGCAACGACAAGGAACGCUCAAUGUGGCUGCAAAAGAGGCGAUAUUUCUGUCUCCAGUGGCAAAAGCUCAGGAUGCAGAGAGACAGGAGGGACAUGCGCCAUUUCCAUUUCCAGUCAAGGAGGGCCAGUACCCACCGCUCAAGCUGGAGGAGUUCGCAGAACAUGUACGGCUCAUGCGCAAGGACAACAACCAGGGCUUCAAGCUCGAACAUGCGAGCCUCCCAGACAGUCAGACGUCAUCGUGGGAGACGGCAUUCAAGGAGGAGAACAAGACAAAGAACAGAUAUGGAAACAUUGUUCCAUAUGACUCCAGUCGGGUGGUCCUGGAGCCCACAGUGGAUGACCCGAGCUCCGACUACAUCAAUGCCACAUACUGUGAUGGGUACAGGGAGAAGCAGGCAUACAUUGCAACACAGGGUCCCAAGACUAACACGGUGCCCGACCUGUGGCGCAUGGCGUGGCAGGAGCACAGUGCCAGUAUUGUCAUGCUCACCAACCUGGUGGAGAUGGCAAAGGUACAGUUCUACUCCGACCUGGAGCAAUCUGCAAGCAUUCCCAAGCAAAAGUGUAAGCAGUACUGGCCAGACGAGGAGGACACAUAUGGAGACAUCACUGUAAAGGUGAAAAGUGUGGAGGAACUGGCAGACUACACCACACGCACCUUCAUCAUGACAAAGGAGGGAGAGGGGGAGAAGCGAGAGAUAAAGCAGUUCCACUUCACCAACUGGCUGGACCAUGAUGUUCCUGAUCACCCCACACAGCUGCUGGCUUUUAUACGUCGGGUCAAGGCACUGACUCCCCUGGAGGUUGGACCGACCAUCGUGCACUGCAGUGCUGGGGUUGGACGGACAGGCACCUUUAUUGUCAUUGAUGCCAUGCUGGAAAUGGCACGGCAUGAGGCCCACGUGGACAUCUUUAACCAUGUCAUGCAGCUGCGCAAGGCCCGUAUACAGAUGGUGCAGACAGCGGACCAGUAUGCUUUCAUCCAUGAGGCUGUCCUGGAGGCUCUACAGACAGGUGACACCCACAUUCCUGUGUCAGAAUUCCGAGAUGGAUAUGAAGCCAUGACACGCAAGAGGCCCAAAGUCAAGAAAAGCCCCUUGGAUGAGGAAUUCAAGCUACUGGUGAAGAUGACCCCAGCUUUUGACCCUGAAGACAGCAAUGCAGGUUGGUUGGAGGAGAACAAGAGAAAGAACAGAGAUCAGAAUGUACUACCAGUCGACUUGCAACGUGCUGUACUGAGUACUGAGUAUGCAAACCAGAGUGACUACAUUAAUGCCAUGUAUCUGGACAGCUACAAGACCCGAAAUGCCUUCAUAGUCACCCAGACCCCCCUGCCUGACACUGUGGCUGACUUCUGGCAGAUGGUGUAUGAACACGGUGCACAGACCAUUGUCAUGAUGAACACUCUGAAGAAGAAGGACAAGGACAUGGUGCAGUACUGGCCUGAUGAGGAAGGGGGCGCAAUUGAGUAUGGGCCGAUUCGUGUGGAGCUGACCUGCACCACCAAGGCUGUCAAUGUGACUCUCAAGGAUUUCCUACUGGUCAACACCAAGGCUGAUAGUGAGGACAUCCGCAUGGUGAAGCAUUUCCAGUUCCUGGGCACGUCACGUGACCAGCUGUGCUCUCGUUCCCGGGGUGCCAUGGUGGAGUUACUGCAUCUCUUGACCAGGUGGCAGGAGGAGUGCGGGUCGGGUCCUGUGGUUGUCCACUGCCAGACUGGAGUUGGCCUGAGCGGUGUGUUCUGUGCAGCUGUGAGCCUGUGUGAGAAGAUGGAGGAGGAGAAGUCAGUGGACAUCUUCCAGGUGGCUCGUACCCUGACUAUCCAGCGCCCUCACAUCAUCAACUCUGCUGAGCACUACAAGUUCCUGUACGAUGUGGCCAUGGAAUACCUCAACUCACAGCAGGGUCUACUCAACUCACACUGAGCUUCAUGUACAACCUGUUAGCAUCAGGAAGAUAUCGAUGUCUUCAAGUUAAUAUGUUUAUUAAGAUUAUGGUAUAUCAUAUCUAUACACCGACUCAAUGCAACGAUGGGCAAUACUGCUCUCAGUGCAAGUGCCUCACUCUUCUACAUUAAUAGUGUACAAUCAUAUAUGAUAUAUACAUUUACAUAUGUAUAUGUAUAUGUACCUUACAAAUGGUAACAAUCAAUCUAUAGUGUAUUCUUAUGUCACAUUGACAGUAUAGGACUUGGUAUAAUAAGGACUGAUACCAGUCAAAAGUGAACUUUGUUUGAUACGUAUUCAUGUAUACCUUUAUAGCUCCACGUAUGCUAAUAAUAUCAUCUUUGCUUUAAUAUUGAUCUGAAAAUGAUUAUCUUCAUACUUAAUCUAGCGGCAAGGCGAUAAAUACCUACUAAUUUGUAGUAAAAGUUUUCUAGUCGCUCACAUUUGUACUUCUAAUCAUUGUCAGAAUACAGAGCCAUAUUUUAUCAUUGGUGAACAAUCUAAUGUUAUUAUUUCUUGCCUGCCGUUUUAUGCACUUGCAGUAUAUAUAGAGGGGAUUUAUUAUGUAAGAGCUGGUAUAUAGUUCUUUGCAAACAAGGUAGUUCAUUUGGUAGUUAUAGGAGCCGACCGUGCCUUAUGACACCAUAUACACCUCAGGGUGGGUCACUUAACUCUGUAUUAGAUACCUACAGGCCCCACAGGUAGGCAGUUAUUAUAUCAAUAGUAGUUAUAACUCAUUAUUUAAUCUUGUGCUCAUUUUGCCUAACCAUGGUUACAUUAAGCGCCAUAAACAAUUAAGGUAUGAAUAAAUGCAAUUUUUUGCUAUUCUA
Molecule: messenger RNA, 8999 nt
Organism: Branchiostoma floridae (Florida lancelet)
Lineage: Eukaryota; Metazoa; Chordata; Leptocardii; Amphioxiformes; Branchiostomatidae
Product: tyrosine-protein phosphatase Lar-like
Exons: 56
Coding region: 109-8148 (2679 amino acids)
Biological process (GO): protein dephosphorylation
Molecular function (GO): protein binding; protein tyrosine phosphatase activity
Source: RefSeq, a predicted model, not a curated record